CCCAAUUUUCACAUGAACAAAUCACCCUUUGUCAGCCGAUCUCAAAAUUAGUCAUCGGUGUGCCAUAUUACAUCUAUCAGUUUGAAGAAUCUGAUCAAAAUAACAAUGGCCGGAAGAUUGAGCAAUGUGGCGUCUCAGAUUAUGGGCGGAAACGGCGUCGUUGGCCGCUCUGUGGCAUCUUCUCUUCGUCUCCGCUCCGGUAUGGGCUUACCAGUUGGCAAACAUAUCGUUCCCGAUAAGCCUCUCCCUGUAAAUGACGAGCUGAUGUGGGAUAAUGGAACUGCAUUCCCUGAACCCUGUAUUGAUCGCAUAGCUGACACUGUUGGAAAGUAUGAAGCACUUGGUUGGUUAUGUGGUGGAUUGGGAUUUUUUGCAACUCUUGGAUUGAUGGCUACCUUGAACGACAAAGCUUCUAAGAUACCAUUUACUCCAAAGGUGUUUCCAUAUGAUAACCUCCGAGUGGAGCUUGGUGGAGAACCCUAGGAGGAAGUGGGUGUCUGUUUGUUUGCAUUUGGUGUUUGACCUGAUAACAAAUAAUGUAUCAUCUUCACUUUUGAACAAGCAGUUGAGACUAUUUGUGAUUUCUCCAUUUUGUAAUGGGAAAGUUUGUAUUUUCUUCUAUGUAAUAAAUAAUCCACAUCAACCAAAAUACUAAAGUGAAAUAUACCAUCUUCUUCAACAUUCC
Lactuca virosa is the source of this 685-nucleotide messenger RNA. The record is from the annotation of a GenBank genome assembly. Lineage: Eukaryota; Viridiplantae; Streptophyta; Magnoliopsida; Asterales; Asteraceae.